Penaeus monodon (black tiger shrimp) is the source of this 1635-nucleotide messenger RNA. Its product is annotated as flocculation protein FLO11-like. Bases 1 to 1635 code for a protein of 544 amino acids. Lineage: Eukaryota; Metazoa; Arthropoda; Malacostraca; Decapoda; Penaeidae. The record is from RefSeq and is a predicted model, not a curated record. The transcript has 2 exons.
AUGGAAACUACAACUUGGACAGAGAGCACGUCUGAACUUACAGCUACAAGUAACCCUGCAACCUUGACUGGAAAUACUACUGAAUCAUCAGUUACAACUAAACCUACAAGCCCGACAGAGAUGAAAAUGAAAUAUAAUACUGUGCCUACAACCAUGACAGAGGGGAAAAUUGAGACAGAGACCUAUAAAACAGAUUCAAUACCUACAGUUGAAUCUACAACCCUAACACAAAACUUUCUUCAAGCUACUGGUGGAACCGAAUUUAUACCUUCGACAAUGAAGGCAACAGAAUCAGUAGCAGCAACUGGACCCACAACCUCCACAGAGAGCAUGAGUACAUCAACAGCUAUAAAAGAACCAACACGUUUAAGAAAUGAAACAACUGAAUCAAUAACUACAAUUGCAACUACAACCACAGCUGAGAGGAAAACUGAUCUUACAACUGCAGAUAAAAGUACACUGACAGAAUCAAAGACUACACCUGAAACUACAACCUUGAUAGACAGGAUAACUAAAUCUACAAGCAACACUGAACGCAGAACUGCAACAGAAGGAACAUCUGGAUCCAUGGCUAAAACUGUAUCCACACCCUCAUCAGAGAUAUCUACUGAAUCUAUAGUUAAGACAGAACAUUCAAAAUCGAUAAAAGGGACAACAGCUAUAAUUUCACCUACAAAUUCAGCAGAAUCAACAGCUACAACUGAAUUUACAAGCAGUGAUGAACGCAUGACCCCAAUAGAGGAGAAAACAAAAUCAGCAGCUGGCAUUGAACAAACAGACUCGACAGAGAGGACAACUGGAUCUACAUUUACAAAUGAAACGAAAGCGUCAAUAGGAAGAACGACUUCAAUGACAGGUUCACCCGAGCUAUCAAGUUCGACAGAGAAAAUAGGCCUACCUACGGCUACAGCUGAACCUACAGCUUUGACGAAGAGGGUAGCGGAAUCACCAUCUACAACAGAAUCAACAUCAACAACAGAAUCUCUAUCUUCAACAGAAUCAACAUCUAUAACAGAAUUACUAUCUACAUCAGAAUCAACAUCUAUAACAGAAUUACUAUCUACAUCAGAAUCAACAUCUAUAAGAGAAUCCCCAUCUACAUUAGAAUCACCAUCUAGAACAGAGCCAACACCUACAUCAGAGUCAACACUUACAACAGAAUCAACAUCUACAACAGAGUCAACAGAAUCUACAGAAUCAUCACCCACAACAGAAUCACCAUCUAUAACAGACUCACAAAUCAACACCUACAAAGAAUCAUCAUCUAUAACAGAGUCAUCACCUUCUAUAGAAUCAACACCUACAACAGAAUCACCAUCUAUAACAGAAUUACAAUCUACAAGAGAAUCAACGUCUUCAAUAGAAUCAACAUCUACAACUGAAUUAGUAACUACAACAGAAUCACCAUCUAGAAAACAAUCAACAUUUACAACAAAGUCAACAGCUAUAACAGUAUCACCAUCUAUAACAGAAUCAAGAUCUACAACAGAAUCAACAUCUUCAACAGAAUCAACGUCUGAAACUGAAUCAGUAUCUACAACAGAAUCAUCUUCUACAACUCAGUCAAUCUCUAUAACAGAAUUAACAGUAAAAUCAGUAGACACAGCAUCGACAGGAAAAAUUAAACACAAGUAA